This is a messenger RNA of Spea bombifrons (plains spadefoot toad), 1667 nucleotides long. RefSeq names its product nucleoporin 43 (gene NUP43). NCBI's taxonomy places the organism in Eukaryota, Metazoa, Chordata, Amphibia, Anura, Pelobatidae. Gene Ontology annotation, cellular component: nuclear pore outer ring. Gene Ontology annotation, molecular function: protein binding. The coding region runs from base 159 to 1286 and encodes 375 amino acids. The transcript is spliced from 8 exons. The record is from RefSeq and is a predicted model, not a curated record.
UUCAUUAACUAACACACACAAAAAAUUGGCGGUUUCGUUUCCAUAUCGGUAUAGUAAUUCAUAUCGCGUCUCUUUCCGGUUUUACCACUUUCUGUUUGUUCCUCGUUUCGCUCGUGUUUAUUGUAACGUCAAAGGCUUAUUUGUCGGUUUGCGAAACUAUGGAGGACAUGUUCGCAAAAUUCGUGUCACAGAAAAUAAGCAAGACCCGCUGGCGGCCGGUAUCGGCCUCCUCACUGCAACAGCCAGAUGUCUUCGCCGCUGGCUCCUGGGAUAAUGAGGAAAACAAAGUAUCUGUUUGGACCACGGGGGAUUUUGGAGCAAUAAAUCUGGAUGAUGACUAUCAAGGAGAGCCCAAAUUGCUUUGUGAUAUCCGACACAGUGGUGAUGUGCUAGAUUUACAGUAUUUAGAUCAGGAGAGGGUUGUAACUGCUUCGUCAACGGGAAGUGUCACAAUCUUUCGUCACCAUCAAAACAAUCAGACAUUAUCAGAAAAACAGAAAUGGGUACGAGCUCACCAUCAUGUGGGAUCAGAAGGCUCAGCAGCUCCCUGUACCGGUAUUGUUUGCAGCAGUCCAGAAAUUGUUUCUGUUGGAGAAGAUGGUCGUAUAAACUUUUUCAGAGCAGAUAGCAAAGAUAUAGUGAGGACCAUUGAUGAUGCAGACAGCAGUACUAUGCAUGCUGUAACCUUUCUCCGUACAACUGAAAUCCUUACUGUGAAUUCAAUAGGACAGCUGAAGAUGUGGGAUUUGAGACAACAAGGCAAUGACCCUACCCAAAUUUUCUCUGUAACAGGAGACAGAAUCCCACUUCACUGUGUAGACAGACACCCUAGCCAGCAGCAUAUUGUAGCAACUGGCGGGCAAGAUGGUAUGCUGUGUAUAUGGGAUGUCCGUCAGAGUCGAAUGCCAAUAUCCUUGAUGAAUGCUCACAAGGCAGAAAUGUGGGAAGUUCAUUUCCAUCCAUCAAAGCCAGAUCAUUUGUUUUCCUGCUCUGAAGAUGGUUCUUUGUGGCAUUGGGAUGCCUCAGCUGAAGUUACAGAAAAGCCUUCAUUCCUUGGUGGAAGAAACUCUUCUCUUAUGUCCCGUAGUACUGUUGCACCCUCGAAUGGUGGACAGUUCUUGAUGUCACCUUGGCUCAGCAGUGACCCUACAAAGAACAACUUAGAAAUUACCAACCUGCUACCCAGCCCAACAUUAUCUGUGAACAGCCUGGAUGUUUUAGGAGAAUGCUUAGUCUGUGGGACAGACACAGAGGCCAUCUAUGUAACAAAGCAUCUAUUUUCAUAAACUGGCCCUUGAUAUCAUAGUUGGGUCAAAGACAGACAUACCGUUUCUGAAAUGCAUCCAUUCAAGUGUAUCUUAUCAUACUCACUUGUACCACAUACAAUAUACUGAGCUACCUUGCAUCAUAUUGCAGGUUUAAGUAAUUCACAAAAUAAAGCAAUUCGGUAAGUUAACAUGUUUCACGUUACAUUGUUAAAACAACAGCCUUAUAUCCUUCUAAAACACCACUUUCCCUUUUUAUUAGUUCCAGUUAUAUUUAAAAUAAAUCGUCAGUUUUUGUUAAGUGAUAAAAUAGUGCUUAUAUAAUGUUUAAUUGGACUUUGAUUUAUAAUUUUGGUCUGAAUUCUUCAUAAAAUUAAAAGCAUUGUGUUUUGUACAACAGAA